Messenger RNA from Tupaia belangeri chinensis (Chinese tree shrew), 3057 nucleotides. It is a transcript of the gene VPS45, whose product is annotated as vacuolar protein sorting 45 homolog. Bases 812 to 2524 code for a protein of 570 amino acids. Gene Ontology annotation, biological process: vesicle-mediated transport. NCBI's taxonomy places the organism in Eukaryota, Metazoa, Chordata, Mammalia, Scandentia, Tupaiidae. The record is from RefSeq and is a predicted model, not a curated record. The transcript is spliced from 15 exons.
UGCCCAGAGCUCGGACGAGGGGUGGGGCGGCACCAGCGGUUCCCGCCGGCAGCACUCCCCGGAGGCUGACCCCAGCUCCGGGCCCACCCGGUGAAUCUGAAGCGUUCCCAAACAUCCCUAAGAGGCGUUCCCUUUGUGCAUUUGUGCUCAACAAGUAUCUGUUCAGUUUCAGAUGCUCCUUUGUCUUAGGAAAACCAGUUCGGGCCUCACUUCGCACAUCGACACCAGGACAAAGUCCCCGCCUUGUUAAAGACCCGGUGGGGCCGGGGGGAAGGCCAGUUUCGGCCCCUGCUGAGCAAAUACCGCUUGUGAUUUACCAAAUGCCGUCUCCCCGAGUCUCGAGGGAACAGGAGCAUUAAUGCCACCUCCCUUCCCUCCAUCCUUCACUGACACCCAAGACGGAGUUGAUGGUAAAUCGUGACCGUGGCCACUCUCUGUCGCUCUUGCUCCUGAUCCAGCCUUCAUUCUUUAUCCUCCGAGGCGCCACCUCUCACCGAACCAGCAACAGGGGCUUCAGGCAGUAGCCCGGCAUCCAGGACCGAAGGCCGGAAAGGGGGUGAGAAUCCUGUCUCAAACACCUCCCGGUGGAAGGUGGAUCUAGAAUCGGGUGGUUCAGGGCGUCUCGCACGGCUUUGCACCCUCGGGGAGCCCGGGGCCGGAUCCUACGGCGGAACUACAACUCCCAGCAUCCCGGCUGCCCCGGCGCCCGGAAGCCGGAGUCCAGCCGGGAGGAAGCAGCUGAGACCCUGCCAACAGGCCGGGGGUUAAUUUAGCAAGAAAAAGACGCUAGGGCACCUGUCAGUUCGCCACCAUGAACGUGGUUUUUGCAGUGAAACAGUAUAUUUCCAAAAUGAUAGAGGACAGCGGGCCCGGCAUGAAAGUACUGCUCAUGGAUAAAGAGACGACUGGAAUAGUGAGUAUGGUAUACACGCAGUCAGAGAUUCUUCAGAAGGAAGUGUACCUUUUUGAACGCAUUGAUUCUCAAAAUCGAGAGAUCAUGAAACACCUGAAGGCAAUUUGUUUUCUUCGACCUACGAAGGAGAAUGUGGAUUAUCUGAUUCAGGAACUCCGAAGACCCAAAUACAGUAUAUAUUUUAUUUAUUUCAGUAAUGUGAUCAGCAAGAGUGACGUGAAGUCGUUGGCUGAAGCUGAUGAACAGGAAGUUGUGGCUGAGGUUCAGGAAUUUUAUGGUGAUUACAUUGCUGUGAAUCCACACUUGUUUUCCCUCAAUAUUUUGGGUUGUUGCCAGGGUCGCAAUUGGGAUCCAACCCAGCUAUCCAGAACAACUCAAGGACUGACAGCUCUCCUUUUAUCUCUGAAGAAGUGUCCUAUGAUUCGUUAUCAGCUUGCAUCAGAGGCAGCCAAGAGACUUGCAGAAUGUGUUAAGCAAGUGAUAACUAAAGAAUAUGAGCUCUUUGAAUUCCGGCGGACAGAGGUCCCUCCAUUGCUGCUUAUUUUAGAUCGCUGUGAUGAUGCCAUCACCCCAUUGCUAAACCAGUGGACGUACCAGGCCAUGGUCCACGAACUACUAGGUAUAAACAACAAUCACAUCAAUCUCUCCAGAGUGCCGGGAAUCAGUAAAGACUUAAGAGAGGUGGUCCUGUCUGCUGAAAAUGAUGAGUUCUAUGCUAAUAAUAUGUACCUGAACUUUGCUGAGAUUGGUAGCAAUAUAAAGAAUCUCAUGGAAGACUUUCAAAAGAAGAAACCAAAAGAACAGCAAAAACUAGAAUCAAUAGCAGACAUGAAGGCCUUUGUUGAGAACUAUCCACAGUUUAAGAAAAUGUCUGGAACUGUAUCAAAGCACGUGACUGUGGUUGGAGAACUGUCUCGGUUGGUCAGUGAGCGGAAUCUGCUAGAGGUUUCAGAAACUGAGCAAGAACUAGCCUGUCAAAAUGAUCAUUCCAGUGCUCUCCAGAAUGUAAAGAGGCUCCUGCAGAACCCCAAAGUGACAGAGUUUGACGCUGCCCGCCUGGUGAUGCUCUACGCUCUGCAUUAUGAGCGACACAGCAGCAACAGCCUGCCGGGACUCAUGAUGGACCUCAGGAAUAAAGGUGUUUCGGAGAAGUAUCGAAAGCUUGUGUCUGCAGUUGUUGAAUAUGGUGGUAAACGAGUCAGAGGAAGUGACCUCUUCAGCCACAAAGAUCCUCUGGCUAUCACCAAACAGUUCCUCAAAGGCCUGAAGGGAGUAGAAAAUGUGUACACACAGCACCAGCCGUUCCUGCAUGAGACCCUGGACCACCUCAUCAAAGGCAAGCUGAAGGAAAACCUGUACCCUUAUCUAGGCCCCAGCACGCUCAGAGACAGACCUCAGGAUAUCAUUGUGUUCAUAAUUGGAGGGGCCACCUAUGAAGAGGCUCUGACCGUUUAUAACCUGAACCGAACCACGCCUGGAGUAAGGAUUGUCCUGGGUGGAACCACGAUACACAACACGAAAAGUUUCCUAGAGGAAGUUCUGGCCUCUGGAUUGCACAGCCGGAGCAGGGAGAGUACCCAAGCCACGUCGAGGUCGGUGAGCAGGAGAUGAGCUGGUGUCUGCGAGGUGGGAGAAGGCACAGCUCCCAUUCCAGCCCCGCCACCGGCUCUGCCCUGACCGGAGCCACCGGAGAGGAGCUCUGGGUUUUGGGGGGAUGUUCUAACUCCUCUCCGGGGCGCCCUCUGACAACUGGACUGUUGGCACAGGGACUCCUAGAGAGGAGCAGAGGGUAAGUGUGAGCCCCACCACCCUCCUUGUGGUUUCUUUAUCCAAAUACUCUCUGUGUAUCUGAUAGCACAGUCACUCUGUUCCUGAUGAAUUUUGUUGGGGUCCCCCUUGGGAACAAGGUUCGCAGCACCUAGAGGGCUUUAAAAAGCAGUCCUGUGAUGUACCCGCUGUGCUCCAUUUCUGCCCUCUCCCUUGUCCCUUUCUCAUUAACUACAUUCCUGCACAAUUCAUUUCUGAAAACUCGCCGUGUCUCUUUAGAGAGCCAUCCAAAAAUUGUUAGCCCCUGCAUUGCAAUAUUCUGUGGCACUGAGAAUUCAUAUAUGACUAAAAUAAAAAAUUCAUUUUGUGAAAAGGUA